AUGCCGUACCAAAAAUUCAGGCCUGCUAAACAAUGGGGUAGGGCAAACACUCGAUAUUUUAAAAGUGUUUACGCGAAUAAACUGAAGGAGCGUAUGCCAGUGUUUAGGGUUCCGGAUGUGCUUCAGAAAAUUGGAGCUGUGAUUUAUGAUCCUAACGAUGUCGACUUUCCAAAACCGAGGCAAAAGUUUGACACAGUUCUUGAUCAUCCAGCUUUUAGAACUCCUUCUGUUGAAGAGAGUUCGUUUUUUAAAACUAUCAAGUGUAACAUGUUUAAUGGCACCAUUCCUUUCACCGAUGGCAUUGACCAAGCAUGUGCGUUGAGUAAGGCUGUAAAACGAACUCAUUUCCUACCGGUUGUUUUACAGAACGCAAUGAAAAUUGUUAAAACAAAUGAUAUCAAAGAAAAGCUGUCUGAGCUGAUUAUGCGUGGAGAGCGGUAUGACCCAACUCUGGAAAAACUGCCAAGACGAUUUGACCCGAUUUUGUUCUGGGCUGUGUACCCCAGGAAACACGGAACUCCUGCCAUUAAAAAAGGCAAUAUUAUUUUGGAAAAUCUUUACCGACAUAUUGUAUCACUUGCAUCUCAAGCGGAUCAGCUAAGUGAAUUAAGACAUGAUCUUGACGGAACACUGAAUUGCGAACUAAUUGUUGGGUGCGAAAAGAAUCCUUUCGUUUUAAGAACUAAACCACAUAUUGUGGUGCAGUCUCCUUCUUUAAUUAAUCCGUGGGCUAAUCCUGAGGCAAUUGAAGAAACAAGGAAAGAGGAUGUUCCGGAUGUCAAUCCAAUAGAUCCGAAAAUUGACUUAGUGCCAGAGCAUGUUUACAGCGGCAUUACAGAAUUACCUCGUAUUAGUUUUCCUCUUCAUUUGGAUACUAUUAUGUGGACUCGAGAACAAGAUCAAAAAUACCCAUGGACUAGAGAACAGAAUGCUGCAAACGCUAUUAUGUAUUGUUUUGGUGCUGCCGUAGCGGAAGCUAAACGUAUGGGUAACGUGAAAGCUGGAGUGUUGGAAAAACCAGUUGUUACUCGUGCAGUUCAAUUGGUUAAAGGCAUGAUGGAUUUUGUGGUGUUCCAGUUAAAUACACUGGAUCUUAGUAAUAAAAAAGACGACAUAAAAAAUAUAGUUUGGGUUGAGCAUGCACAGAGACUGUAUAAGCCUGGAUUUUAUUAUGAGAACUAUGAAGCUGUUGUGGAUCUUAACGUGGAAACUUUUCAUAAAAUGCUUGGAUUAAUGGUAACACGAUAG
Messenger RNA from Enterobius vermicularis (human pinworm), 1248 nucleotides. NCBI's taxonomy places the organism in Eukaryota, Metazoa, Nematoda, Chromadorea, Rhabditida, Oxyuridae. The record is from the annotation of a GenBank genome assembly.